AUGCAUCCACCAGAUCUUAUAAACUUCAAAAUGUGGUGGAACGGCCCAGAAUGGUUACAGAAAUCGGAGUCACACUGGCCAAUUAAAACACUACUCCAAGAUACGGAUAGCGAGAUACGAAAAUCGACUCUGUGUCACAACACGAUCAUAAAUGAUAAAGAAUGCAACGAGAUUCACGAAUUGGAAACACGAUAUUCAUCAUUUACGAAACUAAUCAAUGUAACGAGUUACAUCAAAAGAUUCAUCGCCAAAGUAACCAAGAGAAAUCUAAAUUGCAAUACAUUUAUAUCGGUGUCAGAAUUCAACGCUAGCGUGGAGAUGUGGAUACAAAUAGUGCAGCAUAAACAUUUUUUACAAGAAGUGACACAAUUGCGGAAAAAGAAACUUAUUCAUACGAACAGUCGUUUAACGAGGCUUAAUCCCUUUCUGGAUCAAAAUGGAAUAUUGAGAAUGGGUAGCAGAUUGCGACACGCAGAUUUGAAUUACAAUGAGAAAUUUCCGAUUAUAUUGCCCGAUAGAAGCCAUUUUGUGCGACUACUUUUAGAAAAAAUUCAUCGCGAAACUUUGCAUGGUGGUGCUCAACUUAUGCUCAACGUAAUAAAUAGAAAGUUUUGGAUCAUUGGUGCACGGGAUCAAAUUCGACAACAAAUACAUAAAUGCGUCACGUGCUAUCGACAGCGGGCUGCAGUUCAAAAACAGCUCAUGGGGGACUUGCCUGCUUUUCGAGUUAGGGCCAGUCGGCCAUUUACACAUACUGGCGUUGAUUAUUGCGGGCCAUUUGAAUUGAGAACUCAUAAAGUUAAGGCCAUACACAUCGAGCUGGUCACGGACCUUAGCAGCGAGGGAUUCAUCGCAGCAUACAGAAGAUUCAGUAGCAGACGCGGCAGGUGCGAGGUACUCUAUUGCGAUAAUGGUACUAAUUUUGUCGGCGCUAGCAAAGAGCUUGCAAAACAACAUAAACAGAUGUUACAGCAAUUAAAAUCAGAAUUAGCACAAGUACACGAACGUGACGGGGUGGUUUUCAAAUUCAUACCACCUGGUUCACCUCACUUUGGCGGAUUAUGGGAGGCUGGUGUCCGCUCUACAAAGCAGCAUCUUAAAAAAAUACUCGGAAAUGCGAAGUUGACAUAUGAGGAGUUUUCAACGGUCCUAACUCAGAUUGAGGCUUGCCUAAACUCCAGACCUCUCUGUGAAAUUAGCAGAAAUCCAGACGAUUGCACGGCCCUAACACCUGGGCAUUUCCUGACUGGUGAUGUAAUUAUUACACCACCUGAGCCUUCUUUGCUGGAUUUAAACGAAAAUAGAUUAAACACAUGGGACGAGAAGUUGCCACCAAGCCGAUGGUUGAUGGGUGGAAUAACAGAAAUUCAUCCUGGUCCCGAUGGACUUGUUCGAGUUGUUACGUUAAAAACGAAGGAUAAUGUGUUGAGGCGUUCGAUUGCAAAGAUAUGUUUACUACCAGUAGAUACAAUGGAAAAUUAUGAUGAAACCGAAACGCAAUCAAUCGAGACCGAUUAA
Molecule: messenger RNA, 1518 nt
Organism: Condylostylus longicornis
Lineage: Eukaryota; Metazoa; Arthropoda; Insecta; Diptera; Dolichopodidae
Exons: 3
Coding region: 1-1518 (505 amino acids)
Biological process (GO): DNA integration
Molecular function (GO): nucleic acid binding
Source: RefSeq, a predicted model, not a curated record